AUGUUUCGCAACGAUUGGCAGCUUUCGAUGAACUCGAAGACAUUCGAUGCUCUGGACUGCUCGCUGUUUAGAAACUUCAGAUUUAUGACAGUGGUUAACUACGCAUUCUUCGUAGUGUUUCUCACAGGACUGAAAAUCGCACUGUUCGUUUCGGACGUCUACACCUGCAUCAAGCUUCUAGCGUUCAAUACGUGGUCCAACAACAUCAUUCAGCCAUACAUCUCGUUUCGCAUCAGCAAAUGGUUGUUCAGCGGGUGUAUUCUGGCCUCGGUGGUGCUGAUCAUCUGGGAAGUGGCAAACGGCAUCCGCAUCUAUCGAACGCGCAACAUUUCGCUCACGUACGUCAAUAACUUCUCGCGUGGUGUGUACUCGCUCAGCCAGUACAACAAGUUCUGCGUUUACGACAGAAUCAUGCCAGAGGGCGCAUUCCAAAAAGUGGCGUUCUACACCUUCUUCGAGCUCAAGGACUGCGUGAGACUGCUCGUAACGGACACCCCGCGUCAGGUCAUCAACGGGCUCACGCUCUGGUCCGUUCUGGUAUCACGCAACCAUAACGAUCUGGGGAAACUGGAAAAUAUCAGCGGGCUGUUGGCCAAGAUCAAGACCAUAGCGCAAACUAACCGCGAAGAAGCCAUUUUGUUGUCGUUCAUGCUGUUUUCGUUCGUGGUCUGGGCGUUUUUCAUGUCUAAAUUCGUCAUCGCUUGUGUGUGCUCCAUCUACGUCUACUACAAACUUCUCAACGAGUGGAAACGCGGGCUCAAGGAAUACGUAUGUGUCACCGUCAGCGAACACGUCAAUCUUCUGGUUGAAAAGUACCGUGAAAAACGAAACGAUACCAGCCAGCCGUUUGGCAAAACGUCUUUCAGGUCCAGCGAGGACAAAUAUAUGUUCAGCUCUUCUACCGCAGAUCUUCUGUCAAAACCUGCCCUGGGUCGAGAUCUAGAGAUGGGACAUCCAUCUCCAUACUUCUCAGCUUUCGAGGACUCAAAAACAAACUUGAAGUUCUCCAACGAAGCUGUUGGCGACUCUGAUACAUCAGGAGAGCUUCUUCAAAGGCCAACUGACCUCUUCAGAGACUCGGGCACUCAAGUCGACUUACAUGAAGAGCCAGAGACCUCAACUUUGGUUUCUCGAGAAACGACAACUGCAGAAGCCCAAAGAAGGGAUCCUCCAGGGGAUUUGCUUGGAGAAUUUGAGUAUUCUAACGAGCCACUUCGGGAGUCAGGCGCCCUCAGCGAGCCACCUCGAAACUCGGACAGUCCAGUUCAACCGCUUUCUGCAAUUGUCAACUUAGACAACCCUAAUGUGAGAAUUGGCGCGUAUAAUACAGUGUCAAAAUUCUCGAAAGUAUGUACACCAGAAAGGGCAUAUUUUGGUGACACAGGAAGCGAAUGUGUUGCUAGAAGCUCGAGUCUAAUGGAUAGACGGAAUCGAAUCGAGAACGAAGAUUAUGAAUAUUAUACAAAGGGCAAAUGA
Molecule: messenger RNA, 1476 nt
Organism: Lachancea meyersii CBS 8951
Lineage: Eukaryota; Fungi; Ascomycota; Saccharomycetes; Saccharomycetales; Saccharomycetaceae
Source: the annotation of a GenBank genome assembly